AAUCCGACCGAACCCGUUCUGUACAGAUGGCGGCUGGACGCGCAGACCGAAGAUGAUGUCAACAAGGUCUCAAAGAUGCAUUUGAUUGAUAACUGCUCCCAUUUCACACUGAGCCAACAUCGGAGGGCGGUCCUCCUUGGCGAGUCCGGUGUCGUGGUAAGUUUUAGUAGAACAUUUAGUUACCCUUUUCACAAUAAUUUGACGAUCACAUUUGAGGAUGAAAAUGGAGCGAGUGUCGACUUCCACGCCUGGUGUGCCCGUCGCCCGCUCUGGCCGCUUGAAUAUGGCCUAAAUAAUGCAAAGGAGUGGCGCCUUUAUGCAAAGGAGUGGACGUGUAUGGGCAAAGAUAAUUAUAGCGUCGAUGAAACCGUAGUAUUCCACCAACUUCGCUUCACCGUGAGCAGCAUCGGCAGGGAAAACCACGGUUUCAUCAUCAAGGUGUAUGCGAAACAGACGUAUGCCAGG
This is a messenger RNA of Pelagomonas calceolata, 465 nucleotides long. The record is from the annotation of a GenBank genome assembly. Lineage: Eukaryota; Pelagophyceae; Pelagomonadales; Pelagomonadaceae.